GUUAAAUUGGCAUGCAGCCUACGCUUGUGUCCUGAAGCAGGAGACUGCACCGCUUUUGACAAUGUUACCGUCUUCUCAACGGAGUUACCUGAGACAGAAGGGCAAGGUCGCGUUAUUUCACCUUUUGUGCAGUAUUACAGGUGUAUGGGGGAGUCAGGUGCUGGUACCUGACAGAGUGAAUGCUGUGCUUGGAAAGAACGUGACAUUAGAGUGUAGGGUGGAGGUGGGCACAAACCUUACCCUUACUCAGAGUUCCUGGGAGCGCCGACUGCCUACAGGCUCUGUCACAGUGGCUGUUUACAAUCCUCGGUUUGGCAUUUCUAUCCCUCCAGAGUAUAUACAACGCUUGUAUUUUCGCUCUCCCUCCUCUCAUGAUGCAACUAUUGUACUGGAAAACGUGGGCUUUGCUGAUGUUGGGAUGUAUACCUGCAAAGUUGCAACAUUUCCUCUGGGAAACACUCAAGCCUCCACCACUGUCAAUGUACUUGUGGAGCCGAAGGUCUACGUAUCUGCAGGUUCAACUGCCCUGAUCGAUGGUGGCAAUGACACUGUGGUGGCCACCUGUAUAGCUGAGCGGGCCCGUCCCCCUGCUGAGGUGUCCUGGGAGUCCAACUUGUUUGGCCAGUCAGAGGUGCAGUUGUUUGAUGAUGCCAACGGCACAACAAGCACACAAGUGCGCUACAUCUGGCAGCCCACACGUCACAUCCAGGGACACUCUCUCACCUGUGUGGUCCGCCACCCAGCUUUAACUAGUGACUUCAGGAUCCCCUACCAGCUCAAUGUACAGUUUGCUCCUGAUAUCUCAGUGGUGGGCUAUGAUGGAGACUGGUAUGUAGGUCGAGAAAAUGUUCAAAUGACUUGCAAAGCCAAUGCAAACCCACCGGCUCAUCACUUCAGAUGGAUCAGAUUGGACAGUGAAAUGCCAGAGGGCGUGGAAAUACUGAACAGUACUUUGCUCUUCCUGCGUCCCCUCCAGCGGAAUGACUCUGGAGUUUACAGGUGUGAGGUUGCCAAUGACAUCAACCUCCGUAGUCGGGAUGUGCGCAUUCUUAUACAAGAUCCUCCCACCAUGCCUUCCACCAUUACUGCUCCUGUCCUUACUGGCUCUGCCUCCUCCACCUAUGUGGAUGAAAAGGGGCAUGUCCUUCUGAGCUCCCCCACACUCGAAGCCCUACCUGAGAGUAAUCUUGGUUCCAUAGUGGGUGGGGCUGUUGGUGGGGCCUUGUUCCUGCUACUGUUGCUGUGUUUGGCGGGCGUGUGUUACUUGCGGAAACAGCAGACCUUCCAUGGGGAUUACUACACCAAGCAGUACCUGGGAAACAGUGACCUCCAGAAAGCCCCCAAGCAGCAUGAGCUUCACCUUACGAAAGCCGUCAGCAACUCUCACAAACAGGACCCGGAUCGGGAGGAGUGGGGCGACCGCCAUCUCAAACAGGAGCGUGAACGACGUCUCCAAAGCAACUAUAACAGAGAGGAGUAUCCUGCCAAUGGCUACACCAGGGCAAUGAGGGAGAGCAGUCAACACCACAACCAUCAGCAGAAUCAUCUCCGUGAACAUGCACAGUACUCUAGUCCUCAGCAGCCCAGAUGUGCCAGAUACCCUCGAUCACCUAAACUGCAGGGAAACGGCUCCCCUUACAUGUCAGAUGACUGCUACAAUAGUGGCCCUGAGGGCGACUACGUCUCCCACACAGAUGGGUCUGUCAUCUCACGUAGGGAGUGGUAUGUUUGAUAAACUACCUGGUCCUGCAGGAGCAGAAAUAUUACAGAGGGUUUAGUUUAUAUAAUUAGAAAAAUACACAUCAUUUCUCUUCUGUAUGCACUCGCACACUUCUACUAAUCUUAAUUCUGUAGUUCCUGUGUUUCGUACAAGAGUCCUGGUUGACACUUGAGAUGUAAUGUUUCUGUUCUGGAUGUGGACAGACUGUGGACUGCACGGCCACUUUGAUAGUAAACUUCUACAUGCCUGGAAACCUGGCAUGUCACUAGUUUUUGUGUGUAGAGACUAACUAAAUAUCAUGAUGUGUGUGCUGUCUCUGCCUUACUACUGGACUGCCAAUGUAUAAAGUAUUACUAAUGUCUUAGCUUCAGUUGAGUGGUUGCCCUGGGGGCUACAGAUCACUUAUGGCUGUUGUACAAGAAGGUUCUGUUUGUUUGUUUCUACAAAAUCAGCCCUCUCAGGCUCUGUGACACUUGAUUUGUAUUUCUGUGUCUUAAUAUAGCUUAUACAUUAUAGGUGAAAAUAUUCUGACCUCUGAAGAGAAUUGGCUCACUUUCAGGAAUGGUAGAAAACCCAUGACUGGAAGUAAAUGCAGGAUAUUCAAAUGGUCACAGGUACUUUUUCUCCAGAACCCAGCAAGACACAAUAGAGGCACAUAGACUAAUUUAAAGGGAUUCAUCUUAUUUUGAAAUCAGACACUUCUUCUCACUGAGUCAUGGUCAAAAAUAAUUCACUGCCUUUUGCAAAACUCUUAUCAUGGACCACUUCUUAGUUUGCUUUCAACUAGAAUGUCUUCGUUUGCAUCACUUUCCCUAAAAGAAGGCUUGUGAGCUUGAGGAUGUGACCCCUGAAGUCCUAGCAGAGUCCUUUAAAACUGAUGGCCUAGAGCAGAAACCUUAAGAGCAUUUCAACAGUGUGUCCUCAGCUCAUCUUCUAUUCCCCGGAGGGAGGGAGGGAUGGAGAGAGAACAGGCAGGGAGGCCCGCAUGACUGAGGCACAGCCCUCUCUAACAGACUGAGUUAUGGAACAGUCGAGCCUGGUUAUGCAAAUGUUCUACACAUUUCUGCAAGUUUGAAUAAGCUGGAAUAUCAGGGCAUUAGUUUACUUCUUGAUUUAAGGAAAAGUCUCAGCUUGGUUUUCCUCUCCAGUUUACCCCAACCAGAUUCUCCAGUCGGAUAGCACAUUAUAAUGGAUGUGUUGAGAAUUUGCACUCUGGCACUAUACCAGGGAGGUUCAGGAGAGCCAUCAGCAGGGCCAUUGUUAAAAGCAGGCUACAGUAUGACAGCCACCAUACGCUGGCCUCCUAGUCACAAAGUAUUUUGUUACACAAAGAAAUCUUUCAAAAGUGCAGCCAGUACACGCAUACCACAAACAACCACAGAUGGACCAGUUUCACUACUCUUGAGUAAUCCGUAGAAACAAGACAUGACUGUGUCACAAUUACAAUCUGAGGCAUUAAUCAGCUUACUGUUACUUAGCCAUGUUUUCAACAGCAUAUUCUGAUUAUGUUCACCACUUGUUUUAAUUUUCAACAUUCAUUACUACUGUCAUUAUAUACAGACAUGUAGACAUAUCAGGUCGAUUGUGACAAAGUUGCACUGAUCCUUAAAUCAUGCACUUACAUUUAUCAUAUGAGUAGCUAUGGUAUGAUUCCCCCUUGUUUACUUUUAAAAGGGAAUUCAGGCCAGUUUUCUAAUGGCAUCAGCAUUAAUUUACUAGAAGCUAUAUUUCAUAGUUUAUCAUAAUGUUAAAACACUGCUUGACAUACCAAGUACUGUGAUUGAACUGAAGAGAAUGGGUUUUCAGUGUCCUUAAGUUAAUGUGCCCUCGUACUUUGCUUAGAUCAGGUUAUUAUAGAUUUGAAGAUACAUUUCAGUUUGAUUAUGUGAUCAGGGACUGAAAAAAUUAGUAUUUCAGAAUAUGCACAUACUAAUCAGAUUGCAAGGAGGAGAUUCAACAGUUUCCUUCAUGCACUUUAGUGUUUGUGAAUACAUGCCAACUUGAGUACGACAGUCGCCUACACAAUAUUUGCUGCCAGAUGCCAAAUAUUUGUUUAACUUGUAUGUAUAAAUACGACAGUAUUACUGACUAGCUUACAGCUUAUAUAGAUGACUCAUGUAUUGCUGUUAUAUACAGGGUGUUGUAGACUGAAUAGAAGAGAAAAGAUGCUUUAGGCCACUUUUUUAUAACAGUCGUCAAAAUGGGAAUUAGUUAUAUUGUUACGAGCUCUCACUAAUUAUUUGUCAGGGUGUGAAUUUUGUGCAGUGAAUAGGCUGCUAUUCUCAUAGUGAGAUUUGAUAAUGUGCCACUGUUACAUGCAAGCAGAGGAUAUGACUCCUUUACUGCAAUUUAUGUUGUUUUAAUAAGAUGCGUAAACAAUAACUGUAGUAUCUCCAUAGACAAAAGCUUUCCACUCCUAUUACCACGUUAAUUAUUAGUUUGCUCCAAUUACAUCAACACAGUUCUCAGCUUUCACAAGUUAAGAAACUGAUGAUUUAAUAUGCACAGGCUUUUAGGUUUCCCUCUGUGAUUUCUGCCACAUCAUCUCUUACAUAAAAGGCAUUUUCUGUGCAGAAGGGAGUUCCCAUGAUGAAACAUUUACAGGGUGAAUCUCCUAAAGUAACAAGAACAGUGUUAUAUAAAGAGAUGCUGCUGUUCCAAAAGGUUUUGUAUCUUUAAAAAAAAAGAAAAAAAAAAAAAACGGAAGUUGAUCCAUUUUUUGUUUCAGGUUGAAUAUUAAAUACUGCUUAAUGAGAAUAUUUGAGUGAAUUGACCCUUUAAUGGAAGUGCUCAUGAUUAAGUUGUUAAAAAAAAAACUUCAUGAUUGUUGAAUUAAAAAUUAGGCUUUUAUUUGCUGCUGAAAUAUUUGUAUUCAGCCUCUCUGCUCACUUUCACAUGAGUCCAGAGAGCAACAGGAAGCACAGCAGCUUAACUCCUUGUUCUGUUUGCUUCCUUGCGCUGAGACGGAAACUCCACUAAUCAAUAUCCUAUUUUUGCCUGACACAUCAGUUGGAUGCCCCACAACUGGAUUAAUGCAGUUCUUUUGUACUGUCUUGACAUUUAGUUUUAGGAUCAGUCAUCAAUAUUCUUACCUUGAAAUCAUUCUUCACUUUAGGUUCAAUACACCUAGUGCCUUAGAUACCUAGAAGAAGAAAUUACAGUGUUUUCUCGUUACAAAGAACAUGUUUUGUUGCUCUGUGAGAUUUACGUUGAAUGUCACUGCAUUAUACGUUUGAUGGACUCCAUAUGACUUCAUGUGCCAUACUUACUUCUCUUGACAAUGACGCAGUGUAUUUGCAAACCUUGAGGCAUUAAAAUACAAACAAAAAGACAAAGCUUGAAUGAAUUUUGAUGUAAAAUGAGUUAAAAUCAUGUCUACUUCACAGGUUUCUUCAGGGGUUAUUUGUUUCCGUAGAAUCACUGUUGUUAAAAGAAGUCACAUUGUCAUUUAAAAGCACCUUGUGGUCAUGUAUGUUUUUUUGUAUAUAUAGAAGAAAAUGUAAGCUUCUGGAAAGAAAAAAAUAUUUAUGUGCCAACAGUGGAGCAUUAUUUUGUCAAUCAUUUUGAGAGACUUUAGUUCAAUAAAGCACCUUAGCACCUGUGA
Cheilinus undulatus (humphead wrasse) is the source of this 5324-nucleotide messenger RNA. It is a transcript of the gene nectin3b, whose product is annotated as nectin cell adhesion molecule 3b. The record is from RefSeq and is a predicted model, not a curated record. NCBI's taxonomy places the organism in Eukaryota, Metazoa, Chordata, Actinopteri, Labriformes, Labridae. Gene Ontology annotation, biological process: homophilic cell-cell adhesion; heterophilic cell-cell adhesion. Gene Ontology annotation, cellular component: adherens junction; apical junction complex. The transcript is spliced from 6 exons. The coding region runs from base 62 to 1732 and encodes 556 amino acids.